GACUAUUUAAAUAACACAUGAGGUAUGGUAUGAAAAGGAACGACAAGUUCGUAUUGGAUCCCAUCUCUGACUGUCACUCCCUAUAAGACGAGUCUAUUGCUACCAAUGGUAAGGUAUGACUGAUCGGUGUCUGCAACCAAUGAGAAGAAGGAAUUGACUGCUCGUCUACUUUACGAUUAAUCAGUGAUCUCAAGGAUCACCAAAUAUUUGAUGUCUUAUUAGUUUGAGUUUCACUUCUGAAAAGUGUGUGACGAGUGCUGUGACUCCGCAAUAGUCACCAUAAGUGAUGCCAACAGACAUAUCACUGAUCCAUAGAGACAUCCAAACUGUUUGAUAACAUUUUGAAAACUUAUAAAUGAAGUGCAACUCAAUUAUCCAGUGAUUGCUAUUUAAUAUAUAAUUAUUAUAAUGCAAACCAAUACUAUUGAAGGAACUGUAGUCCGUGAGGGCCGAUGGAUACCGAAGCCACUGUUUAUACCACCAACCAAUCUCCGAAAGUGUGGAAGUCUCGAGUCAGACCAGUCAACGCCACAGGACUCGCCGUUAGAUCUGUCCAUCAAAAGUCCCCGAAGUUUGGGCGACCGAUUCAUAAGCAUAAUCACCGAAAGUCUCACCUCAACGACUGCCACUUCAACUAACAUUCCCUUAUCUCCAGUCAACCUCUCAAGUAGUUGUGAAACACCAAGUGAUACAUCCAGUCCUCCAACACUUGUCUCAUCACAUCAUUACAGUCACCCGCACUCACUGUCAUUACUACCAAUAAGUAAGAGAACAUUCUUUAGUAUGCCUUCACUGUCUCCCCGACCUCAUCAUCAAAGUCCGACCAUUAAGUUUGAGCCGAGCAGUGUUCCGACUGCGGCCACCGCACCAUUCCCUCGAUCACCGAUCGGUAGCGCAAGUUCUCCGCCAACACCUCACACACCAACUCAUAAUUUAGAGAUCCCGACGACAAUCGGUGCCAAACAAUCACAAGAAUUUUUAGUUAAAAUAACGAGCGCUGACACCACUCCUGCAACAGACGUUGCUUACGUGUGUCCGAUUUGUGGCCAAAUGUUUUCAUUGCACGAUCGACUGGCUAAACAUAUGGCCAGUCGCCACCGCAGCCGCCAAAAUGAGGCCACAGCUAAAUCAUACGUUUGCGAUGUUUGCAAGCGAUCUUUUGCCAGAAGCGAUAUGUUGACCAGACAUAUGCGAUUACACACUGGUAUCAAACCAUACACGUGCCGCGUCUGCGGACAAGUUUUCUCACGAAGCGAUCACUUAAGUACUCACCAGAGGACACAUACCGGCGAAAAACCAUAUAAAUGUCCGCAGUGUCCGUACGCCGCUUGUCGUAGGGAUAUGAUUACCAGACAUAUGAGGACUCACGCCAGGUAUGAGCUGCCGGACAGUAGUUCAAGUUUUGAAGACAUCACUGACUCAACACAUUCACUGUCACAGCGUUCAAAACUUGUGACUAAAGAAGAGAUGACAUCUAUGCUCAACAAGAAAGCCAUUUGGCGUCCAAUUUGACCAAACAUUUGCUAACAAUUGUUGUUAAUUUCAAUUAUAUUUUUCUAACAAAAAGUUAACGUAAUCUAUAAUUUUUAAUUUAUAAAUAUUUCA
Oppia nitens is the source of this 1605-nucleotide messenger RNA. Its product is annotated as zinc finger protein 629-like. Gene Ontology annotation, biological process: regulation of transcription by RNA polymerase II. The record is from RefSeq and is a predicted model, not a curated record. Lineage: Eukaryota; Metazoa; Arthropoda; Arachnida; Sarcoptiformes; Oppiidae. Gene Ontology annotation, molecular function: DNA-binding transcription factor activity; RNA polymerase II cis-regulatory region sequence-specific DNA binding. The transcript has a single exon. Bases 409 to 1512 code for a protein of 367 amino acids.